Bombyx mandarina (wild silkworm) is the source of this 3414-nucleotide messenger RNA. RefSeq names its product ATP-dependent RNA helicase DHX30. Gene Ontology annotation, molecular function: G-quadruplex RNA binding; RNA helicase activity; DNA helicase activity. Gene Ontology annotation, cellular component: cytoplasm; nucleus; intracellular anatomical structure. NCBI's taxonomy places the organism in Eukaryota, Metazoa, Arthropoda, Insecta, Lepidoptera, Bombycidae. The record is from RefSeq and is a predicted model, not a curated record.
AAAUAUAAAGUUUACAAAAACUUAUGUUUGGCAUAAACAAUUUGAAUUCUCAACCUAAAUAAUACGAUAAUAUAAAUUAAGACUGUAUUUUAGGUUAGGUUCAUAGAAAAGUUAGAGACGUAUCUAAUAUUAAGAAAAAUAUUAUCUUAUUGAGCAGUCGAUUAAAAUUCAGUAUGUUUUUGUGUAAGAGUUCAGUGACUAGAUCAAGUAUUUGGACAAAAUAUAACUUUUAUGAUAGCUUGCUUAAUAAUGUCGGCCAGCGAUACCGGGGUUAUAUCAGUUUUCAAAAACUGGCGAAAACCACAAUAUUUAGUAGUAAUAAAAACAUAUUUAAACAAGCCAAUAAAUUAAAAAUCAACUGCCCACUCAGAAAAUUAUCUUCAAACAUAUUGAGUGGAGAUGAAAAAAAUUUGAAGAGUGCUCAAGAAGAAAAAGAUCUCAAUAUAAUAUCAAAAAUAUUUCCGCAACCUCGUGUAACACUUAAUAUAUUACAAUCGAGGACUCCAGAGAAAGCGUUUGAAGUGUUUUACAAACAGAACAUAGUGACACUGAAAGGGAAAAAGAAGAAAAUGUUACAGAACGAUUGGAACUGCACAUAUGCUUUCGUUUGGCCAGAGAAGGUUAAAUUUGAAAGCACCGCCAUUUCAAAACGUUUGGCCGCAGAGAAGGCAGCGUCAAAGGCCCUGCAUUGGCUGUACAUCAACAAUCGAAUAGACGAGAACGGAGCGCCAAUAUAUGACAGAGACGUAUUAAAUGACAUCAGGGGUAAUCUGAAUGAACCAAUACAGAUUACCAUCAGCGAUAAAUCAAUGGAGAGAAUUGACAAAAUAUGGAAUGAUUAUGAGAGUGGAAUAAAAGAAAUAUACGAGGCGACCUUCAAAGAAGCGAGGCAAAGGCUGCUGCAGACCUCACUUGUGACUAAAGAUUCGACCAUAGACGAAGAUGAUUACUCGGAUAAUGUUUUCGAAAAUGAGAACUGUACCAACGAUAUUUUUGAACAAAAAAGCAACGUCCAUCCCGUGUACGGAAGGAUCAUAACGGAGCCGUCGGAAAACACAUUAACGAAACGCGAGAGAACUCUGACAAGGAAAUUUGAACUUUACGACGCCGAGAAAACUCCUUUGCCCAUCGACGGAUACGCUAAGCAAAUAUCUGAGGCGGUCGAAGCCAGCCGGGUGACUGUGGUUGUGGGGGAAGCUGGCUGUGGGAAGUCCACGCGAGUGCCGAUCGCGUUGUUGCAAAACUCCUUGUUGUCGACCGCCAUUGUGUCGGAGCCGAGACGCGUGGCCGCCAUCGGACUGGCGCAGAGAGUCGCCAGCGAACUAGGGGAGGAGGUUGGAGAAACAGUCGGUUAUCAAGUGCGCUUGCACUCGAAGCCGCCGCGGCCGCCCGCCGGCUCCGUGCUCUACUGCACCAGCGGGGUCCUGCUGAGGAGGCUGCAGGCCAACCCAGGUCUCGUAGGCUGCACUCACGUGCUCAUAGAUGAGGCUCACGAGAGGGACGUGAACACCGAUGUGACCUUAUUGCUUUUGAAAAGAGCUUUGAAAAUCAAUUCGGAACUUAAAGUCAUUAUAAUGAGCGCCACGCUUGACGUCGACGUGUUCACUAGAUAUUUCGGACAAUGUCCGGUGAUAGCGGUUCCGGGGAGAACUUACCCGGUCGAGGUCACGUAUCUCGAUGACAUACAAAAGAAGUUCAAUUUGAAUUUGCCCAAAACGAUGGAGAGUAUCUCGAGGGCGGGCGGUAGACCGACGGUCCACUGCCAAGAGAUAGCCGAAGUGAUAAAAGCGAUCGACAGAACGCAAGAGGAAGGUGCGAUUUUAGUGUUCCUCCCGGGCUGGGCCGAGAUAAAAUAUACGAUGCAGAUAUUAGAAGAGCACUAUCGAGGCUCGAACUUGCAUAUGCUCGUGCCUGUUCAUUCCAGACUGUCGGCGUUGGAGCAGGCGCGCAUAUUCUCGGCGGCGGCGGCGGGCGUGCGGCGCGUGCUGCUGGCGACCAACGUGGCGGAGACGUCGCUGACGGUGCCGGACGUCACGCACGUGCUGGACACCGGCGCGCACCGGGAGAACACCACCGACCAGAGCGCGGGUACAUUAUGUCUGGAGACGGCGUGGGUGUCGCAGGCCGCCGCCAAGCAGAGGUGCGGACGAGCCGGGAGAGUGCGAGCGGGUCACUGCUACAAGCUGUACACGAGGCAGAAGGAGCAGGAGUUCCGGCCGCACUCCACCCCCGAGAUACUGAGGGUGCCGCUGGUGCAGACGGUGCUGGACUGCAAGUCGUACGCUCCGGACGACAGGAUCGAGGACUUCCUGUCGCAGCUGCCGGAGCCCCCCGGCUCGGACGCCAUCGACUUCGCCGUCAACGACCUCGUGGAAAUUGGUGCUCUAACUGGCCGGCAACAGCUGACACGGCUCGGCGGGCUGCUAUGCGGGCUGGCGCUGGCGCCGCGGGUCGCUGUCUGCCUGCUACACUCGGUGGCCAUUGGCAAUGUCAUUGCCGCCGCCACGAUCGCCACGCACGUCAGCGACAACUUGCAGCUGUUCCACGACGCUGCUCAACGCAAGGCAGAAAUACUCGAGAUGAAGCGCAAAUUCAGUCCGACGUGUGACUACAGCGCCCUGUACUGGAUCCAGCGCGAGUUCGAACAGAAGCUGUCCGAGCUCGGCGGGGGGGAGGCGGGGCGCUGGUGCACGCAGCACGGACUCAGUAGGGAGAGAUUGAAAAACGUUAAAGAUCUGACGAACUUGUAUCUGGAGCAACUACUGAAAACUGGCGUAGUAGAACCUACGAUAGAGGCGGAAGAACUAAACAGGUUCAGUGGUAUUGACGAGCUGACGUCCGCCGUGCUGUUGUCCGGGAGCGACGCGCUGCUCACCGCGAGCCGCAGACUCAGGACCAAAGGGAAACUCGCCACGGAAACCGUGCUAUACACCAGCUCCCGCGAACGCGCCCACGUCAGCAGCGAGAGCGUGAAUCACAAUGUGAUCAAGCGCGGCGAUAAAUGCAAGCUGAUCGCGUAUUUCGGGGGCCACCGCUCGGCCGAGAGGAGAGCCCUCGUGCUCCACAAGACCAGCCUCGUGCCCCCGCAGACCGCCCUGCUGUUCAGCCCGUCUGACGUGCGGAAGGAGGCAUCGGACAGUGAAACAACGAUAUUGUCUAUACCAAAGCAUAACUUAAGAAUACACAUGCCAACCUGUCAAGCAGAUUAUUUAUUAAAAGCCAGAGAAAUGCUGUGGAACACAUUCAAGUACCAAAUAGAGAGAAAUAUGAAUACUCUAGAUUACGGUGACAACACUAAAGUAUCAAGAUUCAGAGUCAGACUAGUCAAGAGCAUCGGAAGGAUAUUAGUGGAAGGAUCGCGAGAGUGCUUGGAAGGAAAGAAGGAAAAAGUAUUUGUUGAUGACGAAUAAAUAC